CAAACGCACAGAGGCCUGGUCACAUACUCUAGUGCCCAGUCAAACUUUAUCCAGUUCACUAACCACAGCACCCACUGACAUGCACCAUGUAUCACUCUCGAUGGAAAUGACAGGGCAAGCCUAUCACGCCGCCCAAACGCCAGGUAUCUUAUAUGUGGAGGUCAGACUGAAAGACAGCGCGUCCCCUGGCUUCAGAGAAGAGGAGAUAAGAGCUGAAGUUGGAUCAUGGAUCCGUCGAAACCACACUGAAAUCAAAGUUGGCACAAGAGUGCAAUUGGGGCCACCAUUUGCAGAUGUGGUUGAUAGAGUGGACAUCACCGGACAUAGCAAGUCCAAGGAAUUUCCCGACGAAACCUUCUACGCGCUCGUUGAGAGCGACCUCGAAGUUCUAGUCUACUCCAUUCUUUCGAACGAUGACGGUCAAUCUCACGAUGGUGGUGACGAGGAUGAGGAUACGAACACCACGUCAUACCAUUUUGAUGCUUUAGAACUACCAAACCGAGCUUUCGACGGGUUGUGGGAGUCCUUGGUCUAUGAUGAGCCGAUAGGCGAACUCACCCUUCGCGCCCUCACACGCGCUAUACAAAAGGGAAGAAGCGAUCCAACAAUCUGGCGAACAGGCUUCUGGCAAAACACAGUUCUGUUCCACGGGCCACCAGGUUCAGGUAAGACGACAUUGGCUCAGGCAUUAGCACAGCGUCUCUCGAUCCGACUGUCAAAUGUUUUCUCGGUCACUAGACUACUACAAAUCAACGCGCAUAUGCUCUUCAGCCAUUUGUUUGGAGAUACAUCAAAGAGAAUCGGCAAAUUGUUCGAAUCAAUAUCCGAAAUGGCUUUGGACGUGUGCCAACUGACCAUCGUGGUGUUCGAUGAAGUGGAAACAGUCGCAGGCUCUCGCGAGAAAGCUACCCAGAAAAACGAGCCUGGAGAAUCUAUAAAGGCUACCAAUGAAAUUCUGCGUGGCCUGGACAAGUUUCGAAGGUACAGCAACGUAAUUUUCGUCUUUACGAGCAACCUUAUUGGCAGUCUAGACUCUGCCUUUGUUGACCGAUGCUGCCUUGAAGAAGAAAUCUGUGCUCCGGCCACAGAUUGUGUGUUCGACAUUCUCAGGAUGGAGAUCAAUGGAUCAAUAGAGCGUGGCUUCAUCGUUUCCGAAAGCAUGAUCUACGAAGGAUUUUCUGACCUGUCCGGCGAUAGCUUCUCUGACACAUCAUCCGCUUUCUCUCGACUCCCGGACGCAUCGCCUCAAUUGGGCUCCUCACACUGUCAGGAGGCAACCUUGAUUCCAAGCUGGCAAUGGGCAAGCAGUCAUUGGCCAUCGAGAGCAACCACUGCGGUAUCCGAGUUAUACAGAAUUGCGAUGUUGGCGAAAGGUCUGUCUGGACGGAAACUGAAGGGACUAGUUACGCAUGCCCGAUAUAAAUACUUGGUCGAUGAACCUGCAGAGCUACGCGCUGUCCUUGUCGCUCUCGAGGCAGUUGUUCGAAAGCAAACGCGGCAAAGGGGAGAGUUUAUGGAACAAGAAACCGCAAGUGAAUACUCGCAGACGAGCAGGGAGGAGUCCGUAGACAUGGCCAAGUUUCUGUCCGAUCUCGAGGCGGGCCGCAACGUGGACAGUAUGAGUGGCUGAGUACGGAUGUGCAUGCCGCGAGGAUUCCUGGAGGAUGCCAGGUGGGCCUACUUUCCAGCCUUUGGUGUUAGCCGUCUGCUGCUUCUCCUCGUGUAGGGAUAGCGUGCGUUGGGGUGUGACCUCGCGACAAGAAACGGGGAGACUAUGAGGCAGUCAAGCUAGUCAUUGAAAUCGUUUGGUUGCCUACCACCUGGCCUAUAGCCGCUUGUCUAGUCUAGUCUCACAUCGAUGCGGUUCUUGUCAAGCAAAGAUGUCAGACAAGUAUGUCGACACAUUCUUGGUGGAAACUCACGCAGAGCUGGCUACCACACAUGCGAGCGAAGGUGCUAGCGCAUCACUCCUUG
Messenger RNA from Cucurbitaria berberidis CBS 394.84, 1974 nucleotides. Its product is annotated as P-loop containing nucleoside triphosphate hydrolase protein. Gene Ontology annotation, cellular component: nucleus; chromosome. The transcript has 3 exons. Gene Ontology annotation, biological process: meiotic recombination checkpoint signaling; reciprocal meiotic recombination. The record is from RefSeq and is a predicted model, not a curated record. Bases 80 to 1630 code for a protein of 516 amino acids. Gene Ontology annotation, molecular function: ATP binding; ATP hydrolysis activity. Lineage: Eukaryota; Fungi; Ascomycota; Dothideomycetes; Pleosporales; Cucurbitariaceae.